Drosophila willistoni is the source of this 747-nucleotide messenger RNA. RefSeq names its product ficolin-1-like. NCBI's taxonomy places the organism in Eukaryota, Metazoa, Arthropoda, Insecta, Diptera, Drosophilidae. The record is from RefSeq and is a predicted model, not a curated record. The coding region runs from base 1 to 735 and encodes 244 amino acids. The transcript is spliced from 3 exons.
AUGACAGCUCUUUCGUAUCUAACAGGACUAUUGUGUCUCCUAAUAAGUUCUCACGGUAGCCAUGGAGGAGGAUUGUUGAAGGAAUCAAGAGAAAUUGGAAUAAAUGCAACAGCCUUGGCACCUGGUUAUACAUCCUGUCCACCGACAAUCGGAGCAAAUGGCAUUUAUCAAGUUGAAGUUCCUGGCGUUGGAGACUUCUCUGUCUACUGUGAGGCCGAUAUUGCCGGGCCCGGAUGGAUUGUCAUUGCGCGACGCUCAAAUGAUAAGACAAACUUCUUUUUAAAAUGGGAUGAUUACAAAAAAGGUUUCGGAGACUUAUCAGAUGACUUCUUUAUCGGGUUGGAUAAACUCCACGCCAUAACUGCAACACAGAACCACGAAUUGUAUAUUCAGCUGAGAGACCCUGAGGGAAAAAUUCGUUAUGCACGAUACGAACAGUUUUAUAUUGAAAACGAAAACAUGCAAUAUCAACUGGUAAAAGCCAAUGGUUUCUCGGGAGAUGCGGAAGAUGCUUUAAAUUACCAGAAAGGAAUGCAAUUCUCCACCUACGACAAGGAUCACACUAACAGUUGUGUAACCAAAAAAAUGGGUGCUUGGUGGUAUAAUGAUUGCGCUCAAAGCAAUCUUUUCGGCCUUUAUUUGGAUGGUGCAUAUAAUGCGUCUGAAUUGACCGGUAUAUAUUGGAGAUCCUAUAUGAAUAGCAAAACUGUGGUUAUGAUGGUGCGACCCACGUAAACUGAAUUUAGU